AUGGUUUUAACCUCACGUUCUGAGCUAAGACUUCUACUAGUUAAUAACGAAACACCUAUUACAUUCUGUGUCAAACGUGAUGUGCCCCAAAGGCAUACUCUGAUUGAAAAAAUAAAAGAGCAUGGUGGCGAAAUUACUGAAAAUUACUGUGAUGCAGAUUUUGUUCUUGGUGAUCCUACAAAAACACAAAUACCGAUGCAAGGAGUUGAUAAAGUAACUAGUUAUAAAUUUGUAUUGGAUUCGAUUGCUGCAAAAAGAUUGAGACCCCCAAGUAGUUAUGAAUUGGUCAUUUCUGGUUCAAGAUCCGGUCGCUGUAAUUUUACAGUACAAGAUGAUAGAGACUUGGAAAGUUAUCUAAAUUCAAUAUCUGAAGGACUUAAAGGAAAUGAAAUAUAUAAGAAGUUUGAAAAAAUUGCAUGGCGUUCUCGGGCGGUCAGAAAGUUUGUGGGCAAUAGCAACGUUACUCGUAAUGCCCAAACAAUAAGUAAAGUCCGGUCAGCCAAUAAUUCACCUGCAUUGCAGGAUGCAGAUUCAGAUGAUCUAGCAACGGAAGAAAUACUAGAAUCUGCUAUAAGGAAGAAUCAAGAAAAUGAGAUCACAGAUGCAAAUGAUGAUGAUUUAGCAGAAUUGACUAGUCCUUUAACACAAAAUUCCAGAAUAAAUAACUUAACUUCGUUAGAUGAUGAAUAUGACGUUUCUGAGUCUUUUGAAACAAUUUCGGGAGAUUCCUUUACUGGUAAAUCUGGAAGUGAAAUUAACCCGAUAAAUUAUCUAACUGACGAGAAUUCACCUCGACCAACUCGAGAAUUUGAUGAUCGAAGCAUAAAACUAGGCAAGAGACGUCGCAUUGAUGAGGAUGUGCAAGAGCAACCGGCAUCCAAACGUUCGAGAUAUUCAGCUGUUGAUGAAGAAUUUUUGCUCAAGGUUAAAGAGUUGUCUGAAGAAUUCCAUGUUCCUAAGACUGAGGUGAUUCGAAUACUAGGCGAUACUUCUUGCAAUUUCGCAGCUGUUAGAGAUUACUUAAGUAAUAAUGAUAUACUCGGCGAUCGUGCGACUGUAAUCAACGAAAAAUAUUUUUGGGAUAACGAAGAAGAUGCUAUUCUGUUUGCGUCGACAGAUCGAAUACAAUUUGAAGACAUUUUACGAAAGCACGGCGUUGAACAAACGAAGGAAAGAAUUAUAUUUCUUAAUUCUUUCUUCAAUCGAUAG
Molecule: messenger RNA, 1209 nt
Organism: Cetraspora pellucida
Lineage: Eukaryota; Fungi; Glomeromycota; Glomeromycetes; Diversisporales; Gigasporaceae
Source: the annotation of a GenBank genome assembly